AUGAUCUCACCGCAACCCGUCACAUUGCAAACUUUCCACGCACUCUCACUAGAUGCCAACACUUUGUGGAAGUAUCGUACUAACGCGGGAAGGGUAGACCUCACGGGCACCCACCCAGAACCGGCAUCCACAACCCUCGCGGGCACAACGCACAUCCUCCCCAUCAAGACGAGCUACUACACCGCCGACGUGCCCAUCUGGCUGGACCUCGUCGACUCCCCGGCCGAGUGGUCCGCCUCCUUUCUCUCGCCCGAGGCCAAGGAGGUCCUCACCGUGCUGGGCGGGCUGGCUGUUGUUUUUGCGCUGCCUUCUUCUCCUUCAUCAUCGUCUUCGACAUCAGCCCCGUUACCGGCAGAUAGUACCACCCCUGCGCCGGCAUCAGUAACAGUACCGGCAACGACCCCCCAGCCCUCGCCAGAGGACACCCGCGCGCUCAUCACCGAGGUCGGGAGGGUCGUUCGCGAAGGGCUCGGCGGGUGGGGAUGGGACGGCGUCGGGUUGGGUAUCGGCGUCGGGGAUGGGACGGCGGACGAGUGGGAGGAUCUCUGCGCUGAGUGGGGACUCGAGUUUGUGCAGGUUCGUGGGGGUAAGAAGGAUGAUGGCCGGAACGAGUUUGGAGAGAAAUUGGGCAUAGCAAGAGUCCUCGAAGCCCUCGAAUCCAACGACUGGGACGCCGCAGACGACAUGGACGGCCCAUCAGACCUCGAUUCGGACCUCGACACCGCCGCCGGUGAUUUACCCAGGAAACCCAGACCUCUAGCAGGCGGCACCAGCAACGACGACGACGGCGACGACAACGACGAUUUCGACCUCGACGACCCAGAGAACCUGGAUUUCGGCUUCGACAGAGCGGAUUUCGAAGGGCUGAAGAAGGCGAUUUGGAACCUCGAGCAGGAGCCGGAGGAUGAGGAUGAAGUAGUAGAAGGGGGAGCAGCGGACACGGCAAAAGCAGCGAGUGGAAGCGCAGGAGGCGCUGCUACCACCGAAAAACCGGACUCGGCGAAGACGACGCAAGAGAAGAAGGCCGAGGACGCAGAAAAAGAGGACCUGAACGCCGAGGACGUGGAAAAGAUUGAGCAGAUGAUGCGUAAGUUGCAGGCUGUCCGGGACCUCAGCGCGGGGCUGCCCGAGGACCAGAGGCGGAGGAUGGCGAAGAAGGCUGUUGGGGAGGUGAUGAAGGAGCUUUGA
Messenger RNA from Colletotrichum costaricense, 1188 nucleotides. Its product is annotated as alpha and gamma adaptin binding protein p34. Gene Ontology annotation, biological process: vesicle-mediated transport. The record is from RefSeq and is a predicted model, not a curated record. Bases 1 to 1188 code for a protein of 395 amino acids. NCBI's taxonomy places the organism in Eukaryota, Fungi, Ascomycota, Sordariomycetes, Glomerellales, Glomerellaceae. Gene Ontology annotation, molecular function: protein-macromolecule adaptor activity. The transcript has 2 exons.